Marmota flaviventris (yellow-bellied marmot) is the source of this 3362-nucleotide messenger RNA. The record is from RefSeq and is a predicted model, not a curated record. NCBI's taxonomy places the organism in Eukaryota, Metazoa, Chordata, Mammalia, Rodentia, Sciuridae.
GCAAAUGAUCAGGGACUGGUGGACUGCAGGCAGCCGGUGCUGUUGCCUGGAAGUAGAUUUCCAUCUUUUCCGACACUAGUUUGAAGGGGCAGUGUGUUCUGGAAGCGGGUGGCAGUAGGGAGGAGGAUGCUGUGAGCAGAGUUCUUUAGCUCCACUCCUCAGGGGAAGCCGAGCUGUGGGAGAGCCUUCUUACUGAGCGGACGGCGUGUGAAUUGGAAAGGAUCCUGAGAGCUGGCGGGUCCCAGUUCCUCUCCGGAAAAGCAGUCGCUCUCCCUUUCGGAGAUGCGCCUAACCUUCGCCUGCAUCACACUGCAUGCUUUAACACAUUAUUGAAACUACAAACAUCUACAGCAGUUUUAUGUGGACAGAUUGUGUGUUUUGAAAGCUUCAUAUAUUUCAUCAUGAAACAUGCCACUUGGGAUCUUUGAAGCAUAGAGUUCUGCCCAACACCUGAAUAAAGAAUCCCUUUCCUGGUAUGAAAGAGAACUUAUCUCCACCAUGACAAAUCAGGAAAAAUGGGCCCACCUCAGCCCCUCAGAAUUUUCCCAACUUCAGAAAUAUGCUGAGUAUUCUACAAAGAAAUUAAAGGAUGUUCUUGAAGAAUUCCAUGGUAAUGGCGUGCUUGCAAAGUAUAAUCCUGAAGGGACCAUAGAUUUUGAAGGUUUCAAGCUAUUCAUGAAGACAUUCCUGGAAGCCGAGCUUCCCGAUGAUUUCACUGCACACCUUUUCAUGUCAUUUAGCAACAAGUUUCCUCAUUCUAGCCCAAUGGUUAAAAGUAAGCCUGCUCUCCUUUCAGGUGGUCUGAGAAUGAAUAAAGGUGCCAUCACUCCUCCCCGUACUUCUCCUGCAAAUACGUGUUCCCCAGAAGUAAUCCACCUGAAGGACAUUGUCUGUUACCUGUCUCUCCUUGAAAGAGGAAGACCUGAGGAUAAACUUGAGUUUAUGUUUCGCCUGUAUGACACAGAUGGGAAUGGCUUCCUGGACAGCUCGGAGCUAGAAAAUAUCAUCAGUCAAAUGAUGCACGUUGCUGAGUACCUUGAAUGGGAUGUCACUGAACUUAAUCCAAUCCUUCACGAAAUGAUGGAAGAAAUUGACUAUGAUCAUGAUGGAACCGUGUCUCUGGAGGAGUGGAUUCAAGGAGGAAUGACAACAAUCCCACUUCUUGUGCUCCUGGGCUUGGAAAAUAAUGUGAAGGAUGAUGGACAGCAUGUGUGGCGACUCAAGCACUUUAACAAACCUGCCUACUGCAAUCUUUGCCUGAACAUGCUGAUUGGUGUGGGGAAACAGGGCCUCUGCUGUUCCUUCUGCAAGUACACAGUUCAUGAGCGCUGCGUGGCUAGAGCACCUCCCUCUUGUAUCAAGACCUAUGUGAAGUCCAAAAAGAACACUGAUGUCAUGCACCAUUACUGGGUUGAAGGCAACUGCCCAACUAAAUGUGAUAAGUGCCACAAAACAGUUAAAUGUUACCAGGGACUGACAGGACUGCAUUGUGUUUGGUGUCAGAUCACACUGCAUAAUAAAUGUGCUUCUCAUCUAAAACCUGAAUGUGACUGUGGACCUUUGAAGGACCAUAUUUUACCACCCACAACAAUCUGUCCAGUGGUCCUGGAAAGACAAGCAACAGUGAAAAAGGAAAAGAGUGGUUCCCAGCAGCCAAACAAAGGAUCUGAUAGGAACAAAAUGCAAAGAGCCAACUCUGUUACUGUCGAUGGACAAGGCCUACAGAUCACUCCUGUUCCUGGAACUCAUCCGCUUUUAGUUUUUGUGAACCCCAAAAGUGGUGGGAAGCAAGGAGAACGAAUUUACAGAAAAUUUCAGUAUCUACUAAAUCCUCGACAGGUUUACAGUCUUUCUGGGAAUGGACCAAUGCCAGGGUUAAACUUUUUCCGGGAUGUUCCUGACUUCAGAGUGUUAGCCUGUGGUGGAGAUGGAACCGUGGGCUGGAUUCUGGAUUGCAUAGAAAAGGCUAAUGUAGUCAAGCAUCCUCCAGUUGCUAUUCUGCCUCUUGGGACUGGCAAUGACCUAGCGAGGUGCCUGCGAUGGGGAGGAGGUUAUGAAGGUGAGAAUCUGAUGAAAAUCCUAAAAGACAUUGAAACCAGCACAGAAAUCAUGUUGGACAGAUGGAAGUUUGAAGUCAUACCUAAUGACAAAGAUGAGAAAGGAGACCCAGUGCCUUACAGUAUCAUCAACAAUUACUUUUCCAUUGGUGUGGAUGCCUCCAUUGCACACAGAUUCCACAUCAUGAGAGAGAAACACCCAGAGAAAUUCAAUAGUAGAAUGAAGAACAAAUUUUGGUAUUUUGAGUUUGGCACAUCUGAAACUUUCUCAGCCACCUGCAAGAAGCUCCAUGAAUCUGUAGAAAUAGAAUGUGAUGGCGUACAGAUUGAUCUAAUAAACAUCUCUCUGGAAGGAAUUGCUAUUUUGAAUAUACCAAGCAUGCAUGGAGGAUCCAACCUCUGGGGAGAGUCUAAGAAAAGAAGAAGCCAUCGACGGAUAGAGAAGAAAGGGUCUGACAAAAGGACCACACUCACAGAUUCCAAAGAGUUGAAGUUUGCAAGUCAAGAUCUGAGUGAUCAGCUACUGGAGGUGGUUGGUUUGGAAGGAGCCAUGGAGAUGGGGCAAAUAUACACAGGACUGAAAAGUGCUGGCCGAAGACUGGCUCAAUGCUCUUCUGUGGUCAUCAGGACUAGCAAGUCUCUGCCAAUGCAGAUUGAUGGGGAACCAUGGAUGCAGACACCAUGCACAAUAAAAAUCACACACAAGAACCAAGCCCCAAUGCUGAUGGGCCCUCCUCCAAAAACCGGGUUAUUCUGCUCCCUCGUCAAAAGAACAAGAAACCGAAGCAAGGAAUAAUCUUCUAUGAUUUUGUUCUUAGAAAUUUAAUUAGAAUAAUUGGGCCAUGGAACAUUUAUGCUGGAAAUCUUCAAACCAUUUCAAGUCUUCUGUUCAUGCAAAAUCAUGGAAUUGGUUUAAUAGAUUGUGUUUCUGAGCUAAUGUAAAAUUCAGCUAUUAGAAAAUUUAUUGUCUCAGUUUUUAUAGGCACCUUUGCAUGAAGAAAGCAGAAGUUUACAUGAAGUGGUACUGCAUAUUUUUGUUGCAUGCAUUCCCAAAGAGUUUUAUGUCUCCCACUGACUCUUACUCAAUUUCCAUUUAUUAAUCUGUGAGAAAAACCUGUGAAACGUGAAAAGGAAAUACCAUGGGAAACACAAGUCUCAGUGUGAUUCUAAUUAUUAAUAAGCAUUAAUCAGUAAUGCUGCAAUGAUCAUAGUUGCAGAUUGCUAUACUUUUCCCUCUUAGUGUAUCAAAUGAUCUUUGAUGACUUAAGGAGACACUUUUAACUCAAAGGUUCUAUUCAAUAGUUG